Molecule: messenger RNA, 3089 nt
Organism: Hypomesus transpacificus
Lineage: Eukaryota; Metazoa; Chordata; Actinopteri; Osmeriformes; Osmeridae
Exons: 13
Coding region: 85-2310 (741 amino acids)
Biological process (GO): positive regulation of hippo signaling
Cellular component (GO): cytoskeleton; cytoplasmic side of apical plasma membrane
Source: RefSeq, a predicted model, not a curated record
CAGACAGACAGACAGACAGACAGACAGGCAGGCAGGCAGGCAGGCAGACAGGCAGGCAGGCAGGCAGACAGGGAUACAGACAGAAUGUCUGCCCUAGCUAAAAAGACUGUCUGUGUGCUGCUACCCAACAAAGAACAACUAGACAUCACAGUGGGGGUUAAAGCAACAGGGCAGGACGUCUUCAACCGCAUAUUGGAGCUUCUAGGAAUUAAAGAACUUCACUUUUUUGGUCUCACAGUGGUGAGAGACAACGAGCACAUCUUCCUGGAUCUGGAGGAGAAACUCAUCAAGUACUUCCCCAAGGAAUGGAAGCAGGACCCAGCCAAGGGGCUGAAGAGGUCGCUGCCUCUGCUCCUGUGUCUCAAGGUGCAAUACUACGUGGAGAACGGCAGGCUGAUCUGCGAGCGCAAGGCGAGGCGUCUGUACUACUCCGACCUGCGUGAGCGCGUGCUGCGGUCUGAGUGUCGGCAGCAGGAGGAGGUGUACUUCCAGCUGGCGGGCUACGCCCUGCAGGCAGACCUGCCUGACCACGUCCAGGACCGCGGGGAACAGGGGGACGCAGCCUACUUCCAGCCCAAGGAGUACUUCCCUCCCUGGAUUGUGGCGAAGCGAGGCGUGGACUACCUCCUCCGCCACGGCCCCAAGGUGCACGGCGAGCUGCGGGGCAUGUCUGCCCGCGACGCCACGCUGCACUUCAUCAAGGAGUCCUGCAGACUGGAGGAUGUGCCCGUCAUCUUCUACCGCCUGCAGAAGGACAAGAGAGAGGAGAGAGGCACAGCUUUACUGGGGCUGACCCUCAAAGGAAUGCAGGUUUAUCAGGAGGUCAACAACAUCAGGGAGCUGCUGUUUGAUUUCCCCUGGUCCAAUGUGGGACGACUUACCUUCCUGGGGAAGAAAUUUGAGAUCCAGCCGGACGGCCUGCCGUCUGCCAGGAAGCUGGUGUACUACACAGGCUCUCCCUUCCGCUCCCGCCACCUGCUGCUGCACCUGAGCUCCAGCCACAGCCUGUUCCUGAGCCUGCAGCCGGCCCUCACACACCUGAGACACCUGGAGGAGUCGGAGGAGAAAAAGCGCUACCGGGAGUCAUACAUCAGUGAUGAUCUGGACCUAGACCCGGCAGGCAGCGAGGGCAGUCCCGGCCUAUCACGUAACUCCACUAACAGUCCCGGCCUAUCACGUAACUCCACCAACAGUCCCGGCCUAUCGGGUCACUCCACCAACAGUCCCGGCCUAUCACGUAACUCCACCAACAGUCCCGGGCUAUCGGGUCACUCCACCAACAGUCCCGGCCUAUCGGGUCACUCCACCAACAGUCCCGGCCUAUCAGGUCACCCCACCAACAGUCCUGGCCUAUCACGUAACUCCACCAGCAGUCCCGGCCUAUCAGGUCACUCCACCAACAGUCUUGGCUUAUCUCGUAACUACACCAACAGUCCUGGCCUAUCUCGUAACUCCACCAACAGUCCUGGCCUAUCACGUAACUCCACCAACAGUCCCGGCCUAUCAGGUCACUCCACCAACAGUCCUGGCCUAUCACGUAACUCCAACAACAGUCCUGGCCUAUCACGAAACUCCACCAGCAGUCCCGGCCUAUCAGGUCACCCCACUAACAGUCCUAGCCUAUCACUUCACUCUACUGGCAGCUCAGGCAUUGAAGCAGACCCUCAGCAACACAACAUCUCCAUGGAGAUAGUGUCCAUGGAGAUGGCAUCCAUGGAGGCGGAGGUGGGGCCAAAGCGGGCGGAAACAUGUUCCCGCGAAGCAGCCAGUCACGGCAGCUCUCUCAACUCCAGCAUGGAGACCUGGAGCAAGGAUCCCAACGAGGAGGAGGAGGAAGGCACCAGGGUCAGUAUACGUGGGUCAGGGGAGGUUUCUGUCGACAACCCAAAGGAGACGCUCCGAUUGGCUGAGCUUCUGGAAGGCGUGUCAGUGGACUGUCCUGGGAUGUCAUCAGAGGUUCCGUGGAGGGGAAGUGAGGAGGUUCACGUGGACAGCAAAGAUGCAGUGACAUUACGCAACACAGACACCCUCACACAGUUGAAGUAUCGUCCAAGCGUCUCUGUCGAUCGCCACAGUCAGAGUCUGGACAACGUUUGUCUCCUCCCUCCCCCGGCGCCGCUGACCACGCCGCUGCAACGGGACUCCUCCCACAGCUACACCUGCGGCCUGCCCAACACCCCCGCCCCCGCCUACUACCUGCCCCUGGCGAUCCACUGCCCCCCCAAACCCUCCUUCUACGGCCGCAGGUCCACCAAUUGCCUCUCCCUGGACUUACUGGGCGACGAACAGCUGUUAGAGUUCAUACUGUAGACCCUGAACACUGCUGUUAAACCCUGAACACUGCUGUUAGACUUCAUACUGUAGACCUGUACACUGCUGUUAGACGUCAUACUGUAGACCUGAACACUGCUGUUAGACUUCAUACUGUAGACCUGAACACUGCUGUUAAACCCUGAACACUGCUGUUAGACUUCACACUGUAGACCUGAACACUGCUGUUAGACUUCAUACUGUAGACCUGAACACUGCUGUUAGACUUCAUACUGUAGACCUGAACACUGCUGUUAGACUUCAUACUGUAGACCGGAACACUGGUGUCCAUCCUUGCUCUCAGUACUGAACAGUGUGGUGGAGGGCAUCAGGAGUUGGCUACUGAGGACCUAAGUGUCUGGAUGUCAUAGCUUUAUUUACUCGCUUGUCAGAAUUGCUUCCUCCCUCCCUCACCCACUCCAGGAAUCGAACCAGGGUCUUCUGCCUCACGCACGCAACGACCAGCUUUCAGAAACACCCAUUGGCCAGCUUCGCCACCGAAAAGCCAGCAAUUUAAUGUCAGGGAUGGAUGGUGUUUACAGAUUUACCAGCUCAACCUUUUUACACAAACUUACAUGUACAUAGUACCAGACAUCCCAAGUCUCCUGGAAGUUCCGGGAGUGUCCCGCGUUUCAAUAGCGGCUCCCUGACGCCCGCAAAUGCUACACAAUCUCCCGGAGAUUUUGUAUUUAGAGCGAGCGAGAGACUGUGAAAUGGUCAUUUCUGUUCGAGAUAGGUGCAUAUCGCGCGUCAUGACAACGUUUCGGGGGGGGGGGGGC